GCGCCCGGGGAGCCGGCAGGAUGGCUGAGGGCAAGGCGGGCGGCGCUGCCGGCCUCUUCGCCAAGCAGGUGCAGAAGAAGUUCAGCAGGGCCCAGGAGAAGGGCCUUCCACCUAAGAAGAACCAAGCCCUGCGCGAAGGAAGGGAGGGGUAGCAGGAAGGAAGUGAGAGCUGCAUUUACCACUAAACAAGGUACUGCAGAAGUUGGGGAAAACUGUGGAAACCAAAGACGAACGGUUUGAACAAAGUGCCAACAACUUCUACCAUCAACAGGCUGAAGGCCACAAGCUAUACAAGGACCUGAAGAACUUCCUCAGUGCAGUCAAAGUGAUGCAUGAGAGUUCAAAGAGAGUGUCAGAAACCCUGCAGGAGAUCUACAGCAGCGAGUGGGACGGUCAUGAGGAGCUGAAGGCCAUUGUAGGGAAUAAUGAUCUUCUUUGGGAAGACUAUGAAGAGAAACUAGCUGACCAGGCUUUGAGGACCAUGGACAACUAUGUAGCCCAGUUCAACGAGAUUAAGGAAAGAAUCGCCAAGCGGGGUCGGAAACUCGUUGACUAUGACAGCGCCCGACACCAUCUGGAGGCAGUGCAGAAUGCCAAGAAGAAAGAUGAGGCCAAAGCUGCCAAGGCAGAGGAAGAGUUCCACAAAGCCCAGAUUGUGUUUGAAGAUCUGAACCAGGAACUACUAGAAGAGCUUCCCGUUCUUUAUAAUAGUCGUAUUGGCUGUUAUGUGACCAUCUUCCAAAACAUUUCAAACUUGAGAGACGUCUUCUACAGGGAGAUGAGCAAGCUGAACCACAGUCUCUACGAGGUGAUGAGCAAACUGGAGAAGCAACAUUCCAACAAAGUCUUUGUGGUGAAGGGACUGUCAAGCAGCAGCAGGCGCUCUUUAGUCAUCUCUUCCCCAGUUCGAACAUCUACAGUCUCCAGCUCUCUUACCUCACCUACCAGUCCCUCUGCACCUACCAGUCCCUCUGCACCUUCCCUGAAGAAUGAGGACUCCAGCUCAGCAAGUGAAGAAGAGCUGCCAUCUGUUCCAGCCCAGGAAGAAGACAGCUCUGAGAUUAAAGGGCCCUCAAAAGAUGAGGCAAUAGAGGAGCAAGAGGCUGAAGCAAGCUCCUUGGAGGAGGAAGAGCCUCUGGCAGCCUGCAAUGGCCUCACCCAGACCCAGCCCUCUCCCAGCACCGACGGUGGCGAGCCGCAGGAGGAAGUUCUCCCUUGCUCUGCAGCUCCAUCACCAGGCAGAGCCCUGAUCCCCUCAGAGCAGCCCUCCUCUCUCCCAGAAGUAGUCCUCCGAACCCGUACCUCAAGUGAAGGAUCUGAACAACCAAAGAAGAGAGCCUUUAUCCAGAGGACCUCAGCACCGCCUAAUAGGCCUCCUCCACCCAGAGCCACUCCCAGCCCCAGGCCCUCCUCAGGGAACAUGCCCUCUAGCCCUACAGCCUCUGAACAGGGUUCUCCCACCAACCACAGGGCCUUCUUUGGGGCUGGGACUCCAAGUCCCAGGGCCUCCUUAGAAGCCUCUCCUGAUCCACAGCCACCAGAGAAGCCAGUCAGAACUCCUGAUGCCAGAGAAAAGGAAAACACCGACAAUCUGAACCCAGAAGAAUUCUGUGCUUCCCCUACCUUGAUGAUCUCUCAGGUUCUUUCAGAGUCUGGCAAGGAAAAGAAGACAGAAGACAAGGAAGAGAAUAAGCUUAUCUCAGCUGAUUCCCCUGAGAGCCUAGGUCUUCAGCCUCAGAAAGUUUCAGAAGAGAACAAUGUCACAGCACCUGAGCCUCGGGAAGAGAUAUCUACAAUUGAAAGUGCACAACUCUGAAGGGGAAUUACCAAGACCUCCCACCCCACACACAUCCCCAGAGAAGCUCCUCGGCUAGAGGGUGUAUAGGUCUUGAGAUCCAGCAUUCAUUUCUAGGUUCUCAAGCAUUAUGAAUGCUGGUGGUCUCUACGAAGACCUGGAAUUAAUGAAGGCUAAGGAGCAGACUUGGGGGAGGGAGGGAAGCAGACUUGGGAGGAGACUAUUACACUCAGGGAAUAUUUAAUUCAUGUUUUAGUACUGUUAGAAUAAUAAGACUUUAAUAUAUUAAUUAAAGUGGGGCUAAAAUGACUAAAAAAACAAAAGCAACUGUAAACACAGACAUCCAUGUGGAGACACAUAACCACACAUACUCAAAGAGCCAACAGAUCUUUGACUUACCACUCAUUUGCAAGACUUGAAGUCAAAAGAACAGGUUUUUACAUUGUUAAAUAAAGUAUUACUCUGACUA
Molecule: messenger RNA, 2264 nt
Organism: Manis javanica (Malayan pangolin)
Lineage: Eukaryota; Metazoa; Chordata; Mammalia; Pholidota; Manidae
Gene: BIN2
Product: bridging integrator 2
Biological process (GO): plasma membrane tubulation; phagocytosis, engulfment; podosome assembly
Cellular component (GO): podosome; plasma membrane; cytoplasm
Molecular function (GO): phospholipid binding; protein binding
Source: RefSeq, a predicted model, not a curated record